Fusarium proliferatum ET1 is the source of this 1305-nucleotide messenger RNA. RefSeq lists its product as uncharacterized. The record is from RefSeq and is a predicted model, not a curated record. The transcript has a single exon. Gene Ontology annotation, cellular component: fungal-type vacuole membrane. Gene Ontology annotation, biological process: transmembrane transport. NCBI's taxonomy places the organism in Eukaryota, Fungi, Ascomycota, Sordariomycetes, Hypocreales, Nectriaceae. Gene Ontology annotation, molecular function: transmembrane transporter activity. Bases 1 to 1305 code for a protein of 434 amino acids.
AUGUUACUCAACCAAGACAGAGAUUCGGUCUCUGCAGCCGAGACAUUGGCCGAUAUUGAAAACCAAGCCCAACAAAAUACAGUCGAAAAGUCAUCGACACAGAAUGAACCACCAGACGGAGGCUUCAAUGCUUGGAUGCAGGCUCUUCUUGCCCACAUCGUGUUCUUCAACACCUGGGGCGUGGCAAACGGCUUCGGAAUCUUCCAACAAUACUACACCCAAACCCUCGGGGAGAGUCAAUCCACAAUAUCCUGGAUAGGAAGCGUGCAAGUGUUUUUUCUAUUUUCAGUCGGAGUCAUAGCCGGCAGACUGACGGAUGCCGGCCACUUUCGAAUUAUCUUCCCGAUCGGUGUCUUCUUGCAGGUCUUUGGACUCUUCAUGACUUCGUUAUGCACGACUUUCUGGCAGAUAUUCCUCGCUCAAGCUGUUUGCCUAGGAAUUGGCAAUGGAUUUACCUUCUGUCCGGCUCUAGCCGUUUUGUCGCAGUACUUCAAGAAGUAUAGGGCUUUUGCUGUCGGACUGGCAGCCGCUGGUGCAGCAGUUGGUGGUUUAGUAUACCCGGUUUUGGUCAACUGGCUCAUCUUCCACGACAACGUCGGCUUCCCCUGGACUAUCAGAAGCAUGGGGUUUAUCAUGCUUGCUACAUAUAUCCCCUGCCUUGUAUGGCUCAAGCCUCGACUACCACCUCAUCCCAGCGGCCCAUGGAUCGAUACAACAGCUUUUAAGGAACUGCCCUUUAUCUUCUUUACCAUGAGCAUGUUUCUCAACUUUUGGGGCCUCUAUUUUGCCUUCUUCUAUCUCGGAACCUUUGCUCGCGAUCGAGCGGGAAUUUCUGAACCCAUCUAUCUUCUCAUGAUACUAAACGGCGUUGGGAUAUUCGGCCGUAUCCUGCCCAAUAUCAUUGCGGAUAAGUGGACAGGACCACUCAACAUACUCAUUCCUCUAAGCAUAUCCUCUAGUUUGUUGGUCUACUGUUGGGCGGCUAUAGAAACAGCUGCUGGGCUUUAUGUCUUCGCUGUGAUCUACGGUUUCAUCGCUGCAGCAUUACAAGCUCUGUUUCCGGCUGUUGCGACACAAAUGGCACCUGAUCCAAGAAAGACAGGGACAAGAGUUGGAAUGAUAUUAGGCAUUGUCAGUAUCGCAAGUCUGACUGGCCCUUUUAUCUGCGGCGAGCUUAUCAAAGCUGGCAACGGUAGUUACCUUGGGUCUCAGAUGUUUGCUGGUUCUUCAAUAUUCCUGGGUGCGCUCAUGGCAGUGGCGUGUCGAAUCGCCAAGACUGGUCUUGUGCUCAGGGUCAAAUCAUAG